AAGAAAUACUGGAACAAGUUGAAGCCAACACACAAGAUAACUAUAAUGGACAUUUUGUUCUCUGUGUUAGAGUUUGCUGCAUCAUAUAAUUCUUAUUCCAAUCUCAGAUUGCGGAUGCGCCAAAUACCUGCUGAAAGGCCACCAUUUAAUCUUCUCCGGCAGGAAUUAGCAGGGACUUCCAUCUAUCUUGAUAUCUUACAAAAGACAACAGAUGGGAUUAAUUCUAUAAGGGAAGAAUCAACUGAGACCACAGUUGCUCAGAAGGGAAAUAGUUUGAUGAAUAAUGAUGCAGCUCCUAACGAUAAGUUUCAACAGUCGGGAUCAAUUGAAGAAGAUAAGUUUCAACAAAUUGCAGAAGAGAAACUGGUGUCAUUUUGUGGACAGGUUCUGAGGGAGGCAUCUGACUUCCAGUCCUGCACGGCGGAGAGUGCUAAUAUGGAUGUUCAUCGAGUUCUGGAAUUGCGUUCUCCGAUCAUUGUUAAGGUGCUGAGGGGUAUGUGCUUUAUGAACAGCCAAAUAUUCAGGAGUCACCUUAGAGAGUUCUAUCCUUUGAUUACUAAACUUGUAUGCUGUGAUCAG
This is a messenger RNA of Nicotiana tabacum (common tobacco), 579 nucleotides long. The record is from RefSeq and is a predicted model, not a curated record. NCBI's taxonomy places the organism in Eukaryota, Viridiplantae, Streptophyta, Magnoliopsida, Solanales, Solanaceae.